AUGGGGUCAGGGUGGAAUCCUGUACCGUCUCUCGUAUCACGAGAUGAUGCUGGUACAGAACUGUUGGCAUUGCUGAACGAUCCCUUCAAGCAAGACGUAAGUCUUGCAGAUGGAGCUAUUUGGUCCGCCUUGGGAUCUUCAUUGGGCAUCACAGCUGCCAUAGCACUUCUCUUUUCCUUCGUUCGUCCUUACAAUACAGUCGUUUACGCCCCAAAAUUAAAACAUUCCGACGAGAAACAUGCGCCUCCCGCCAUAGGAAAGGGUAUAUUUGCCUGGGUAAAACCGUUAUGGAACACCUCGGAGCAAGACGUAAUCGGGCACGCCGGUCUGGAUGCGGCUGUUUUCCUGCGAUUUGCGAGGAUGUGCCGCAAUAUUUUCCUGGUUUUAGCCAUUCUCGGCUGCUCCAUUCUCAUACCUGUCAACUGGACUCAAAACAGCAAUACAUCUGGCAAUCAGAAGUGGUUCAAACACAUUACACCUCUCGAGGUCUGGAACGACGCUCAAUGGUCUCAGGUCGUCAUGGCAUACCUAGCCAACCUCACCAUCUGCGGCUUCCUGUGGUGGAAUUAUAGGAAAGUUGUCACGCUACGCCGUCAAUACUUUGACAGUGAAGAGUACCAGUAUAGUCUCCAUGCCAGGACUCUCAUGCUCAACGAUAUCCCCAAGAACAUGGGCUCCGACGAGGGUAUCGCCAGAUUGAUCGACCAAUACAUUCCGAAGUCGUCAUUUGCCAGGACGGCCAUUGCCCGGAAUGUCAAGGUUCUCCCCGAUAUCAUUGCGCAACAUGAUCGGACGGUCAGAAAACUCGAGGCCGUCUUGGCCAAAUACCUGAAAGACCCCAAGAACCUACCCGCUGCACGCCCCAUGUGCAAACCCUCCAAAAAGGAUCCAUCCUACGGAACUUACCCGAAAGGCCAAAAGGUCGAUGCUAUCGAAUAUCUAACUCAACGUAUCAAAGAUCUUGAAGUCGAAAUCAAGGAGGUACGCACCACACUCGACAAACGAAACACCCUUCCAUACGGUUUUGCAAGUUAUGACGACAUUGCCGAAACCCACGCCAUCGCUCAUGCACUCCGCAACAGAAAACCCAAGGGAACAACCAUAUCCCUCGCCCCACGACCAAACGACAUCAUUUGGGACAACAUGCCCAUGAGUCCGUCAGCCAGGAGCUGGAGCAGAAUAUGGAAUAACAUCUGGGUGACUGUUCUUACCCUCAUCUGGGUUGUGCCAAACGCCUUUAUAGCCAUAUUUUUGGUCAAUCUUAGCAAUCUUGGCCUUGUGUGGGACACUUUCCAGAAAACGUUGGCUGCCGACACCACCUUUUGGUCAAUUGUUCAAGGUAUCGCUUCGCCUGCGAUUACCUCGCUCACUUACCUUUUUCUCCCCAUCAUCUUUCGACGCUUGUCUCUCAGGGCAGGAGAUAGAACCAAAACAUCACGGGAACGCCACGUGUUGGCGAAACUGUAUUCGUUCUUCGUAUUCAACAACUUGAUCGUUUUUUCCAUUUUCAGCACUCUAUGGUCUUUCGUUUCGGCCGUUGUAGCUGAUACGGAGAAGAAUGGAGAUGCCUGGCAGGCCAUUCUCAAACAGGAUCCCGCAUCAGCUCUCUUCAUUGCUUUGUGUAAUAUAUCUCCAUAUUGGGUCACAUACUUGUUGCAGCGCCAGAUGGGUGUUGCUACUGAUCUUGCACAACUUUGGAAGCUGACCUGGAGUUUCUUUCAACGAAAAUUGGGCAGUCCAACACCGAGAGAGCUGAUUGAGCUGACUGCACCACCUCCUUUCGAAUACGCCAUGUACUACAACUACUUCCUUUUCUACUCGACAAUUGCUAUGCUCUAUGGAUGCCUGCAGCCCCUGGUAUUCCCAGCCGCUGCUCUGUACUUCGCCGUCGAUGUAUGUUUAAGGAAGUACCUGCUGCUUUAUAUUUUCGUCACCAAAACAGAGUCGGGAGGCAUGUUUUGGAGGGCCUUGUUCAACCGAUUCGUAUUUGCCACCAUACUUGGAAAUCUUAUCGUUUUCCUCACGGUCUGGGUUCGCGGUUUGGGAACGCACAUCCAAGCAUUUGCUGUUGUCCCUCUGCCAUUUAUCAUGAUUGCCUUCAAGAUCUACUGUUCGAGGGUCUUUGACAACCAGAUUCACUACUACGCUGUUCGAAACGUUGCGCGAGACCCGGAGUAUGAAAGGGGCAAGGACCCACUCCGAUCUGACCGCUUAGCGGUCCGCUUUGGCCAUCCUGCCUUGUACAAGCCGCUCAUCACUCCCAUGGUACACGCGAAGGCUCAAAACGUACUUCCUUCGAUUUACAGAGGUCGUAUAUCAGAUGGGCGAGAAGCCUACUCGGGAGAUACCAUGUCCACGUCUGGCUACAGCGAUGCGUAUAUCUUGAAUCCUAUGGACAAGUCUGGGAAAGCAAGAUCAGCUAUGCCAGGCUUUGAAAUUGUGCCCGAAGGAAAGAUGGAUUUUGAAUACUAUAAAAACCGCCCCGAGUUUGCAUCUGAGCAUGGUGGCGGCGAAAUCUAUGGUCGCGCAGCUGAUAUGGUCCGGCCAGGCACACCCGGAAGCAUGUGGAAUGGUAGCGAGCCGUCGUCAAGACCUGCUAGUCCCAGCCUUGCGAACGUCCCGCGAACCGCUAGCCCUGCACCGGGGCGCUCAUACUCGUCAUUCUCACCACAACUUGGUAACUCUAAUCCUUACGCCGCUCCACCGGAAAUCAGCCGCACGCGAAGCCCCUUCUACGCGCAGGGCAAUGAUAGUGGGUCAAACCUCGUCAGCAAUGCAGCGGCGAUGCCCAUGACAACCCCCGGCUCUGGCUCAAGAGAAGCCAGCCUGGAUGUGUCGGCCGUUCGUGCUCCUGGAGGCGCCGGAAUGCUGGGAGGUGGUCCUCGUGGGUAUGGUAACCUGCCGCAGGACGAGAACAUGUCGCCAGAUCAUGACCCCAUGGCCUACGACUACUUCCGCAGUUCUAGGACAAGAAGGUCGUAGAGUACCAUGAGGUAUAACUGAAGCAUACUGGGAGAAAUAUGGCUUCUAAUGCUAAGUGAACAUUGUAUACCACAAGUACGGAUAUGUCUAACCUUUUUAUUUUAUUUUAUUUUUUGGCUUGAGGUGCAUCGAUUCGGCGUUCGUGGCGAAAUAGCGCCUUGAUGAUGGCUGCUCAUUACGAUUUGAAAUGGAAAAGGGAAAGAAGGUGCUCAUAGAAAGCAAAUGCGUUAUCAUUGGCCAUAGAGGAUCAAAAGGAGCGUACCUCCUUGCUGGAUCAAAAUGCAGUCCCAGAUAGGGUUGUAAGUUGGGAGAUUAAAACUUGUAAUAAUCCUGGAGCAAGGCUGGCGGCGCUUCGGGGAGUACAUAGUAACGUUCGAUAUUAUCAAAGAUGCCUGUACAUCUAGGCAAUUGACUUGCUCAACCCUCUGCGUAUAACUUUCGCUGCAUGAUUCUAUGCUUCGCGCAAUCUGUUAUGCUUCC
Truncatella angustata is the source of this 3462-nucleotide messenger RNA. RefSeq lists its product as uncharacterized. Bases 1 to 2982 code for a protein of 993 amino acids. The transcript is spliced from 2 exons. Gene Ontology annotation, molecular function: calcium-activated cation channel activity. NCBI's taxonomy places the organism in Eukaryota, Fungi, Ascomycota, Sordariomycetes, Amphisphaeriales, Sporocadaceae. The record is from RefSeq and is a predicted model, not a curated record. Gene Ontology annotation, cellular component: plasma membrane.